AUGGGGCUGUGGGAUGCAUGGGACUUGCCGGGCAAGUGCUGUAACCCUGCUGACCAGCAUGUUCCAGAACCACUAAACCUGUUACGAGCUGAAGUGGAGGGGUUGCAGGUCACCGUGCCUGAGAAGAAGAAGGUGGCCAUGUUGUUUCAGCCUGCUCUGCUUCGCUGCCAUUUCUCUACUUCUUCCACCCAACCAGCUGUGGUACAGUGGAGGUUUAAAUCUUACUGUCAGGACCGGAUGGGAGAAGCUUUGGGUAUGGCGACUUCUGGUUUACAAACGAUGAGCAAGAGGAACCUGGACUGGGAUCCCUACCUGGACUGUGUGGACAGCAGGAGGACAGUCCGUGUCGUCGCCUCCAAACAAGGAUCUGCCGUCACUAUAGGGGACUUCUAUAAGGAAAGAGAUGUCAGCAUUGUCCACGAUGCAGACCUUCAGAUUGGGAAGUUGAUGUGGGGAGACAGUGGGCUCUAUUACUGCCUUAUUAUCACACCAGAUGAUGUGGAGGGCAAGAAUGAAGAAUCGGUGGAGCUGCUUGUGCUUGGCAGGACAGGGCUGCUUGCUGAUCUCUUGCCCAGUUUUGCUGUGGAGAUUAUGCCAGAGUGGGUCUUUGUGGGCCUGGUGAUCCUGGGGGCGUUCCUGUUCUUCCUCCUGGUGGGGAUCUGCUGGUGCCAGUGCUGCCCACACAGCUGCUGCUGUUACGUCCGCUGCCCCUGCUGUCCCGAGUCCUGCUGCUGUCCCCGGGCAUUGUAUGUAGCAGGCAAAGCAGCAAAAGCCGGGUACCCUCCUGCAGUCUCUUCCAUGCCAGGUCCGUACUACAUCCCCAGUGUUCCUGUAGCUGGUGUCCCGUCUCCUGCUGUGCUGAUGGAUAAGUCGCACCCCCCUCCCUUAGCCCCAGGUGACUCCAGCGGAGGAAGCCAAAAUGCAGUGCGCAAAGGGUACAGGAUCCAGGCUGACAAGGAAAGGGACUCCAUGAAGGUGCUGUACUAUGUUGAGAAAGAACUGGCUCAGUUCGACCCAGCUAGGAGGAUGCGAGAACGAUAUAACAACACCAUCUCUGAACUCAGCUCUUUGCAUGAGGAGGACUUGAACUUCCGGCAACCCUACCGCCAGGUGCGAAGGAAACCUCUGCCUCCUGCAGGGGACCUGGAUGGCGAUGCUGAAUACUGGGCAGGAGUGAUGGGCGGGGGCAGCACGUCGAGAUCACAGGCUGUCUCCGAUUACAGAGAUGAGCGGGACAGUUUCCGGCACAGCCAGCAGAGAUCCAAGUCCGAGAUGUUGUCCCGUAAGAGUUUCUCUGUGGGAGUGCCGGCCGUCUCUAUGGAUGAGCUGGCAGCCUUUGCAGAGUCCUACAGCCAGCGGACCCGGCGGGCAGACAGCCAGGAAACUCGGCGUUUCGAGCGGUCAGAGUCGCACGGUGGCCGCGGCGGAGGGCUGCCCCACCAGGAUAGCUCCAUGGAGGAGUACUACACCAAGCGUAGCAGAGGGAACCGAGAGCCGCUGACUGACUUGGAUCGGGGCUGGUCAUACAGCCCACCCCGGAGACGGGCCCAUGAGGAGAAGCACCUGCCCAGGCUGGUGAGCCGGACGCCUGGAGGGAGCCAGAAAUACGAUCACUCCUACCUCAGCAGCGUCUUGGAGAGGAAAUCACGGAGCUACGAUGAGAGCGGUGACCACAGUGAAACCCCCUCAAAGCUGAGCUCGCAGCCCAGCCAGAGAGGAGGGGGAACAUACUAUGCCUGGUCACCACCCUCUACCUACAAAGCCGAGAAGUCGCAGCAGCAGCCGCAGCAGCCGCCACCACCACCGCCUCAGCAGGAGGAAGGGGAGGACACCCUGCCCCCAUACAGCGAGAGGGAGCUGAGCCGAGGCCCUUCGUACAGGGCCAGGGAGCAGGCCUACCUCAACGCCUCUGACAAGAAGAGGAAAAAGGAUGCCAAGAAAACAAACGAUUUCCCAACAAGGAUGUCUCUCGUGGUUUGAAGUUGUUGUGGACGUGUCAUAUUGAUGGGCUGGAUACCGUGAGGUGACUGCGUUGGAAAAGAGAGAGAGCAGCAAGCAAGACAGGCCUCCGCAAACCUUCGCAGCCACCAGCCAUGGACUCUUUGUUUCAAUUGUUUGUUUCAUCGGGGGAGCCGAGGCUUUCAUAAGAGACAGACUCCCAUGAACAGCACUCAACCUCAGAGGCUCUGGGAGUCUGCCAGGCAAAUGAGGCCAGGGCUCUCUUUGGCACCCUGCUUUCCAGUGCCCUCCCUUCUGUGCCGGAAGGCAGCCACGUCCCUACUGUCCCUGCAGCCCUGAACUACAAGUGAGGCUGCCUUUGUGCCUCUUGCCCUGUCUCAUGUGCAGAGAGACCUGUGUGCAUACCUCUUGCUCUCUCUGUCUCUUCAGUUCUCUGUUUGGAUCAAAAUUGUCUCCAUACUUAUACUUGGAGCCUUUUCUGUAUCAUCUUCAUGCUGGGAGGAGGCCUUGUUCUUACAGCUGCAGACUACCUCCAGCUGAUCAGACCCUAAAUUGUGAAAGAAAGUCUACAUCCUUUCAGGCAAUAUAGAAAAGGACUGAUGAGGUGUUACUUUGGCAAGGGCUGGACAGAGAGAGAGAGAGACAAUUAUGGACCGGUUUGUUCAAUAUAUUUAGUUCUGUUCAUUGUGUGAUGAGAGUUGCAGAUGAGAUUGAUGUAUUGUUUUGAAAGUGGAUCAAAGUAGCUUUUACUGUUAUGAGAACAUGAUGUGUUUUUUUCCCCCAUUCCCAACUGUGAUUUGUUUUGAUACAGUUGCAUUUUCUUGCAGCUGAGCUGUGACCGUGUAGAGGUUCAAGCUAGAAUAUCUACUCCACGGUAUCAUAAGCAGUGCUCUAGCCCUGCUGGCGCUCUGCUUCCAGCAC
Messenger RNA from Pygoscelis adeliae (Adelie penguin), 2880 nucleotides. It is a transcript of the gene ILDR2, whose product is annotated as immunoglobulin-like domain containing receptor 2. NCBI's taxonomy places the organism in Eukaryota, Metazoa, Chordata, Aves, Sphenisciformes, Spheniscidae. Gene Ontology annotation, biological process: pancreas development. The transcript has 10 exons. Bases 1 to 1980 code for a protein of 659 amino acids. Gene Ontology annotation, cellular component: membrane. The record is from RefSeq and is a predicted model, not a curated record.